AUGACUUUUAGAAAUCAAAGAACCGACCAAGUCAACGGUCGACAGAGACUGUGUGUGAGAAAAAUGCACGUGCUAGACCCUUUUUUAAUUUCUGGACCAGUGUUGGAAUAUAAGAACCUUUCGUGUUUCUGCAUUAAAGAGCCACAUUUAAGACACCCAAUGCCAUCCUGUCCUUUAACUUCCUCGUUCAUAGUCAUCAGGGAUAAUGACCAUGGUCUAACAUCCAGGCAUGAAAUUCACACAGUGCAGUUUGACCAAAAACCAAGGAACGUGAUCAUAGAAAGGAACCAGGUAGCAGAAAUGGGAUGUGUGAGUUUAAGGUUUGAACCAGGGCCUGGCAAAGGGUUACUUGAGGACAGUGACAUGGACCUGCGUGCUGGUAUUUGGUUUAGAUGCAUGACAAAGUGCCAGUGUGCAGGUUAUAUUCCCUUAGUUGGGCUGUCAGCAACCAAAUCCAUGCAAGCAGAACAAUUGUGUCAGGAAAAAGGAGAUACAGAAACUCAGAAAGUGCCUGAUUAG
Messenger RNA from Dovyalis caffra, 519 nucleotides. NCBI's taxonomy places the organism in Eukaryota, Viridiplantae, Streptophyta, Magnoliopsida, Malpighiales, Salicaceae. The record is from the annotation of a GenBank genome assembly.